Molecule: messenger RNA, 1032 nt
Organism: Linum trigynum
Lineage: Eukaryota; Viridiplantae; Streptophyta; Magnoliopsida; Malpighiales; Linaceae
Source: the annotation of a GenBank genome assembly
AUGCCGAGGAGGAAGAAGAAAAGAGUAUGGCGGCUCAUGAAGCUCAGUACCAGAGAAUCCACCCAUCCCCGGCGGCCGACGUGGAGUCACAACAACCACCGCCAGCUCGCCCCAACCAGAAACCCAUCUCCACCGCCACGUGGCGGCCACCCACCCACCCUCCCCCAAUUCGCCCCCCUCCCCCGCCGCCACUAGCCGCCGGAGCCAACCUGCUAAAGAAACCCAAACGUAGCUGCUGCAGCCCAUGCAAGUGCGUGUGCUGGACGCUCGCCAUCCUCCUCCUCCUCACCAUCGUCCUCGCCGCCACCGUCGGCGCCAUCUACCUCAUAUUCAAGCCCAAAGUCCCCAACUACUCCGUCGACAGCCUCCGCAUCACCGACCUCACGCUCAACAUGGACCUCUCCCUCACCGCCAAAUUCGACGUCCGGGUCACCGCCGACAACCCCAACGACAAAAUCGGGAUCUACUACGAGAAAGGCGGGUUAAUUAGCGUGUGGUAUCAGGGGACCAGCCUCUGCGUGGGGCCCAUCCCGAGGUUUUAUCAGGGACACCGCAACGUCACCAGGCUCCACGUGGCGCUGGCGGGGAGGAACCAGUACGGGAGCGCGGUGAUGUCGGCGAUCCAGCAGCAGCAGGCCACGGGGAGGAUUCCGUUGGAGCUGAGGAUACACGCGCCGGUGGCGGUGAAGCUGGGCGCGUUGAAGAUGAGGAAGGUGAAGGUGUUGGGGAAGUGUUUGCUGGUUGUGGAUAGCUUGAGUUCCAGUAGUAAGAUACGGAUCCAAGCCAGUGAUUGCAAAUUCAAGUUGAAGCUUUGAAUGAAUGAAUUACAGGAGGGGAUUUUUUUUAUAUUUUAUUUUGGAUUUUUAAAUUUAGUUGGGUUGCUUCAUUUUAUGCAUUGAUUUCCUUGUUCCAAAAUUUUAAGCUUAUUUUCUGAUUCUUUUGUAUUAUUAUUUUUUUAGUUCUAGGAGAUACAUUUUUGUAAAUUAAUUUUUAAACUGCAUCUGUUAUGUUUAAUAUAAUUAUGUUGGCAUG